Messenger RNA from Mesorhabditis spiculigera, 2181 nucleotides. NCBI's taxonomy places the organism in Eukaryota, Metazoa, Nematoda, Chromadorea, Rhabditida, Rhabditidae. The record is from the annotation of a GenBank genome assembly.
AUGGCAAGUCCAUCAGCAAAAAGAGCAGCUGAAAACUUGCAAAAUUCUCCGGAUUUUCACAAGUUCAGCUCCCCAAUUUUGCAGAGCAUCUACCAGCACCCGCCCGAAUGUGACCCCUAUUAUCACUACGACGUCAAGACCAACACCUGCGUCUCGGCGACGAUCAUCCAGUUUGAGGACCAGAUCAACGAGUUGCCCAUGCAGGUGCUGCACGGAAUCGCGUUUCCGAUCUUGUCGCUGGUGACGCUGGUGAUGAACGGGGCUGUUAUUGCUGUGCUGCGGCAACAGAACAGGAAUUCCCCGACUGUUGGCCCGUUGGAAUGGAUGGCAGUAUCAGCAUGUCUUAUGGCGACCUCCCCGCUCCCGUUUAUCAUCUACUACUAUCACAUCAUCGAUCGUCACCAUCCAGUUCAGCAUAUUGGACUUUGUCAUCUGGAAAAGAUCUGCAUGCAAGUGUUGCCCUUCUUCUUCAACACGCUCACCACGUUCUUCACCUUGUUGCUUGGUAUCCAGAGAUUCAUCGCUGUGCAGUAUCCGCUCGAGUGUUCGAGGUGGUGCUCAAUCAAGGUGGUCAGAGCAUGGGCAAAAAUCAUCCUGUUCAUCUCUUUCCUCCUCACCGCCCUCCACUUCUUCGCCGACUCCAGGGUCAUCUACCACUUCUGCAUCCCGAGUUACCAGAUGCCGAAUGAAGCCCGAGAAUUGGGUAUGAAAUCGAUGUGGGUGGCCCGUUGCUACAUCGGCCACACUCCUCUCGCCAUCGCCCUCGGCCCAGAGGAGUUCGCAUGGAUGCUCGAUUUGCUACGCCUAUGCCUGCUCGUCAUCCCGUCCAGCUUCCUCUUCGUCAUCACAAUUCUGUUGAUCAGAACGAUACGCAUCGCCGACUCGUCGAGGCUACGGGAAUCUGGAGGUCGCCAUCGGCGUGGUCCCCGCGCGUCCGCCCACACGACGAUGAUGUUGGCGGUGGUGAUCUCGCUGUUUCUCCUUGCUCGUCUACCGAUCACGAUUCUGAUCCUUAUCGUCAAGAUUUCGGAGCUGAUCCCGAGCCUGGGCCAGGUGAUCUUCGUCCACAACCCCUACCUCAUCGCCCUCAACAAUCUUCUCUUUAUGACCGUACACCCAAUCACUUUUGGACUAUAUAUGCUAAUGUCAAAACGAUUCCGCGUUUCCCUCCGCAAACUCUUCGGCUGCCGAUUCCUAGCCUCCGACGCGGAUCUGCAGAUGAUCCCCGCUUUCUCCUCGGCCCGCAUGCAGUCGAUCGGCAGUAUGGGGCAGAAGAAGAGCUCCGACAUGAGCAUGGCACUGCUCAACGGCAGCCACAAGAAGAAGAAGCUCAGCCGGGCACCGCCCACGCAGCAGCUUGCUGAAGGCAUCCGAAAAAUCGCCGGCGAUCGGGCCCAAGCCGAAAUCGGGAUCAUCUGCGGCUCGGGGCUCGGCGAGCUCGGAAACCUGGUCGAGGACCCGUUCCCGGUCUCCUACGAUGACAUCCCGGCCUUCCCGCCACUACAUGUCCCUGGCCACAAGGGCAUCAUGCUGUUCGGCCGUAUCGCUGGCCACCGUGUCGUCUGCCUCCAGGGCCGUUUCCAUCCCUAUGAGUAUGAUAUGAAUCUGGCUCUUUGCGCCCUGCCCGUGCGCGUCAUGCACCAGUUCGGCAUCAAGACCCUGUUCGUCUCGAACGCGGCCGGUGGAAUGAAGUCGACUUUCCGAUACGGAGAUCUGAUGCUGAUCAAGGACCACAUCUUCCUCCCUGGCCUUGCUGGUCAAUCACCACUUGUCGGGCUGAGCGACCCUCGAUUCGGGCCUCGAUUCGUGUCGGUUCACGAUCUCUACGACAAGGAGUUGAGGAAGAUGGCGCUGCACGUGGCUGAGGAGCAGGGGAUCCGGAUUUCUGAGGGUAUCUACGUGAUGUGCGGAGGCCCACAGUAUGAGACGCCGGCUGAGGUGUCCCUGUUCAAGAUGUUGGGCGCCGACGCGUUGGGUAUGUCAACCUGCCACGAAGUCGUCGUCGCCCGCCAGUGCGGAAUUAAGGUCCUCGGCAUGAGCCUCAUCACCAAUAUCGCCAACUUCGACACGGAAAACGCGGUUGAGGUGACCCACGAGGAGGUGCUGCAGGCCGCCAAGGAGAACGGGAAACGGGCCGCCGCCUUCGUCAAGGGCAUCCUGGCCGAGAUGAAGAAACGGGAA